Molecule: messenger RNA, 1236 nt
Organism: Echinops telfairi (small Madagascar hedgehog)
Lineage: Eukaryota; Metazoa; Chordata; Mammalia; Afrosoricida; Tenrecidae
Product: acyl-coenzyme A thioesterase 1-like
Exons: 5
Coding region: 1-1236 (411 amino acids)
Biological process (GO): acyl-CoA metabolic process; fatty acid metabolic process
Molecular function (GO): fatty acyl-CoA hydrolase activity
Source: RefSeq, a predicted model, not a curated record
AUGUCAGGCUCUUUGUUAGCCGCGACCCUGACCGUCACGCCCCGGACCGCGCUGGCAGACGAGCUCGUGGAGAUCCGAGUGGAGGGCUUGGGCCCCGGGCAGCCGGUGACCCUGCGGGCGUCGGCCGUCAGCCACCGAGGCCGCCUCUUCCACUCGAGCGCGCGCUACCAGGCGGACAGCCGCGGGACGCUGGACCUGGCCAGGGACCCGGCCCUGGGCGGCGACUUCACGGGCGUGGAGCCCAUGGGGCUCCUGUGGAGCCUCAAGCCAGCGGGCGUGGAGAAUCCCUGGCUCCGCCAGAUGCCGAGGGGCGCGAUGAAAAACCCCCUCAAGGUGGAGGUGACCGUCCACGACACGGUGCCGCAGCCGGGCCCGGCGCUGGCCUCCGCCCAGCUGCAGCGCCGGUUCUCCACCCCGGAGCUGCUCCGCACCCGGCUGAGCGCGGGCCGCCUGCGGGGCGUCUUCCUGCUACCCCCAGGCGAUGGCCCUUUUCCUGGUUUGAUUGAUAUGUUUGGUGAUGGAGGAUUAAACGAAUCUCGAGCGAGUCUUCUGGCUUGUCGAGGUUUUGCUACUCUGGCUUUGCCCUUUUUUGGCUAUGAAGAUCUACCUGCAAACAUGAAGGAUUUAAAUUUAGAUUACUUUGAGGAGGCAGUUAAAUUUGUGCAAAGUCACUCAAAGGUCAAAGGUCCAAACGUUGGGGUGAUUGGCUCAGGCAAAGGGGCCGAGUUGGCUUUUUCCAUGGCUAGCUUUCUCCCAAAUAUAGCUGUGGUUGUGAGCAUCAAUGGCUGCAUCUCUAACACAGCUACAGCCCUUACAUGUGGCACAUUAAUCCUGCCAGGGCUUCCUUUUAACCUAGACAAAGUCUCUGCCCCUGAGCCUGGAGUUUAUGACAUUAAAGAAGCUCUGGUGGACCCCUUGGAUCCAGCCUAUCGGGAAAGCCGCAUCCCCCUGGAAAAGGCUGAUGCCCAUUUCCUUUUGAUCGUUGGAGAGGAUGACAGGCACUGGAAAAGUCUCCAAUGGGAUACCGCUCCUGACCGCCGCGGCGCCGCUACUCCCUCCCUGUCGCCGCUGCUCCGCGCGGAGGCAGCGCCCCCUACCGGCCCCCGCGGGAGGACCCCGCCGGCUGUCGCGCUAUCCCACAAUGCCCCACUCGCGCCGCUCUCUGGGCGGAGAGACCGGAUGGCCGCCGGGGUAGGGAUUCUGCGGAGAACUCCUGGAAGUGCGCACGCGCACUGA